AUUACACUGGAGGAUAUCCAGUCAAUCUCAAAUACCAACAAUCCAAUCAGCUCUACUGCACCUUACAACGUGGAUUUUACUGAGGCAAUAAGCCAAGAUGUAAGUCUGCAGGAAGCCAUGUACACAUCAAGUCACAGUGUCAGGUCCAUUGAAGAUUUGCCCCCAACACCAGAAAGCUUCAUGCAGUUAAACUCAUCUACUGUUCAUGGAGGACCCCUGAGUGUAACAGAUUUAACAUCUUUAUUUCCAACUACUGAUAACUGCUCUAGAAACUCAACAAAUCAAGAUCUUCUUUCUGGUCUUGACGAGAAUGUAUUUGAUGAAAUUAAUUUAAUGUCCUUAGCCCUGGAAGAAGGAUUUGAUCCUUUGGAGGUGUCUCAGUUGUUUGAAGAACCAGACUCAGAUUCUGGACUUUCUCGCAUAUCUGAUUCUUCAUCUGUAACCUUUGGGGAGGAUGAAGGAGCUGCUGGCUACAGCAGUGACUCUGAAUCUGUCUCUUAUGAUGGCCUAGAAGGGGCAGUUGGAGGAAGCUGGACAGAUAUCAACAAACUUUGCCAGAUGGAUUAUCAAGAUGAUGAAAGUUACUAUGAUGAAGUUUCGUUAAAUAAUGUCCGCCAUAACCAUACAUACAAUCAGCUGCCUGACCAGUUAGAGCAUAGUCCUGAACAUCAUUACAGCUGGACAGCAAAAUCAGGUAAAUUAAGAAGCCCCUGUGUUGGUGGAAUGGAGAAAAGCCUCAGCCGUGAUGAACGUCGGGCUAAAUCCCUAAAAAUUCCCUUCUCUGUAGAUGAAAUUGUUAGCAUGCCCGUAGAGAUGUUUAACAACAUGUUAUCCAAGCAUUACUUGACUGAGACACAGAUAUCUGUUAUAAGAGAUAUUCGGCGUAGGGGGAAAAACAAGGUCGCUGCUCAGAACUGUAGAAAACGUAAGCUGGAUGUCAUUUUGAACUUGGAGGACGAUGUAAAUCAGUUAAAGGCACAGAAAGAAAAGCUUUUAAAAGAGAAAGCUCAAUGCAGCAAGUCCGUGAGCCACUUGAAACAGAAACUCAAUGACCUCUACCGCAAUGUGUUUAGCCGACUACGAGAUGAUCAGGGCAGGCCGGUCAAUCCAAGCCAAUAUGCACUGCACUGUAAUAGUGAUGGCAGCAUCAUGGUUGUUCCAAGAAGACUGUUCAAAUCUGAGCAAAAAAAAGAUUCACAGAAAGAAAAGAAACAAAAAUAA
Staurois parvus is the source of this 1221-nucleotide messenger RNA. Lineage: Eukaryota; Metazoa; Chordata; Amphibia; Anura; Ranidae. The record is from the annotation of a GenBank genome assembly.